Cooperia oncophora is the source of this 330-nucleotide messenger RNA. NCBI's taxonomy places the organism in Eukaryota, Metazoa, Nematoda, Chromadorea, Rhabditida, Trichostrongylidae. The record is from the annotation of a GenBank genome assembly.
AUGGAAACUAUUGAAGUGAUUAGUGACCCAAUAGAGGAGCCAGUCACUGUUUCAGUCCUAGACGACUUUAGCUGGGCUGAAUGGCUCAAUAACGCCAGCUGUGUUCUGGUAGUCUAUGUGGAGCCGUUGUUAUGUUCGAUCGGAUUCCUGCUCAAUUGCGCUUGUAUCGCUGUGUUCCUCAGUGUCUCAAGUCAUGGAUAUUUUCGAAAAACAAGUCUCUUAUUUUACCUCGUCGCUUUGUCGAUCUGUAACGCUUUACAGCUCAUUUUGUCGAUUUUCGUCAUUGUUUUACCGGCUAUGGAACAGGCUAUUACCGGAGUGAUCGCAUAA